Heterostelium album PN500 is the source of this 2613-nucleotide messenger RNA. RefSeq names its product leucine-rich repeat-containing protein. The coding region runs from base 1 to 2613 and encodes 870 amino acids. Gene Ontology annotation, molecular function: protein binding. Gene Ontology annotation, cellular component: lamellipodium; plasma membrane. The record is from RefSeq and is a predicted model, not a curated record. The transcript has 6 exons. Gene Ontology annotation, biological process: cell migration; regulation of Arp2/3 complex-mediated actin nucleation. NCBI's taxonomy places the organism in Eukaryota, Evosea, Eumycetozoa, Acytosteliales, Acytosteliaceae.
AUGGCCGAGGAAAUGGAUCCUAAGUUUAUCGAAGAUAGUCUUGGUGCUAUUGGAGGUGUAUUCGGUGAAGCUAAUCUACAUAAUGUUUGGGUUGAAGCAAACAAGACAGCAGUACCAGCAGCAUCAGCAUUCAACAAGCGUCUCAUGGUAGUCGGUAAAUAUAAGAUGCUAUCCUUGAAGAAAGGUACAUUCGGUAAAUCUGUUGAACUUGAAUUCCAUCUUUAUAGUAUUACAGAGAUAAAUUAUCAGGACGAUGAAACCGUUGUAAUUAAAUAUCAAGUGGAAGUAGGUGAGCAGCAACAGCAUCUUGGAAUAACAGUGAAGGCAUCGCUCGAGAAGAUUCAACAACUGAUAUUGGCCAUCAGAACCAGUUACCGUCAAAUCACCUGUGGAUUCAGUGAAGAGAAUAUGUUCAAAUUGAAUUAUCCACCUGAAAAGUUACUUCCAUUUUCAACACCAUUAGUUAUGUCAGCAGCAUCAGGAUAUAUAGAUACAUAUAUAGCACAUUCAUACUUUUAUAAGACAAUCAGUACUCUCGAUUAUAUUAGAUACAUUCAAGCAUUGGAUAGCAAUGAAACAUCGGAACUAGACUAUACACAUUCACCAGGAAAUGAUCCAACCUCUGAAAUCUCAUUCAAUCUCUUCACAGCCAUUACAUCUCUACGUCAUAAUACUUUCUUUAAAUCAUUGAAUCUAGCCGGUUUGCCACAUGCCAACAAACAAUCGUUUCAACCGAUUGCAAAUGGCUUGGUAAAGAAUCCAUCAAACAGAGUUCAGAUGAUCGAUUUCUCAAAGAAUACAAUCACCUAUCCAGUUAUGGUAACUCUUUGCGAUUGUUUCUCAAAGUUACAACAUGGUCUCGUUAGUUUAGAUCUAUCCAAAUGUAAUUUACAACCAAAAGCAAUUUCAAUAUUAUUUGAAUCGUUUGAACGUAAUUUUGGUAUGUCUUUGGCGCUAAAGUAUUUAAAUUUAUCAUAUAAUAAGAUGGGUGAUAUCGGAUCACAGGCGUUGGCCGGUUGGAUGUCAAAGAUCAAGGGAUUCCACUCGCUUCAGAAUCUGGUGUUGUCCAACUGCGCUUUGAAUUUCCAGAUUAUGGGACCACCACUUCGUGUGCUCGAUGUUCCACGUUUGAAUCUCUCGGGUAAUCGAAUCGAUCGUGAAGCAUCAAAGACACUGGGAUCACAGGUUUUCGACUCGGUGACAACGCUCACCGAUUUGAAUCUCAGUGAAUGCUACCUCAAUGCCCAGUCGCUCGAGGACAUCUUUGUGGCGUUCAAUCGCAACCGAAAGAUUGCGCACUUCACAAUCAAUCUCUCACGAAACAGCUUGGGUGCAGGCGAAGCUUCGAUACUCUCGAAAUCGAUCUCGGGAUGUCGCUAUCUAGAAGCGCUCGACAUCUCUCACAACAAGCUGAAUUGUCGAUCGCUGAUGGAGCUGAUCAACGCCAUCAAGAACAUCGAUCGAUUCAACCUUCACGAGUUGAACAUUGGCAAUAACUAUUUCACUGUUGGACCUGAGGGUGAUCAACUCUGUGGCUUGAUCGCUCAGUUCAUUACAAACUUCCCAACCGUUCGCACUCUCAAUCUCCAAGGUGGACGUUAUCCACUUGGAAAAUCGCUAUUCCCACUACUGGAAACACUGGUAAAGAAUCAAUCGUUGCGCGAAAUCGAUAUCUCUGACAAUGGACUGACAGACGCAUCCGCUUCGAUCGUCGGUGAAAUGCUGAGAUACAACAAUACACUGCACUAUCUCAACCUCGAUAGCAAUCAAUUCGGAUUGUCCGGCUGGACAUCGAUUGCACAACCACUGCUCUUUGACAUCAAUCGUACAUUGAAUCACAUGAUUUUCUCCAAGACUCUCUCGAAAGCCUACACCUCAACCGAGAUCCAAAACUUCUCACUUCACCAAGCGUUCAAUACUCUCUCGAAAGAGAAGCGUAGCCAAUUGAUACAGUUGUUCCUAAAGAUGCAAGACAAGCUGGCAGAGAAUCGUUUCGAGGCAUCGUUGGAUCUCAAUAGCUACGUGUCAGAGUAUGCCACUCGUGUUGGAUACGUCGUGCCAACCUCGGCUGACGUCGUUCCUCUCGUCCCGGUGCCCGAUCAUCUCUCAGCACUUCCACUUCCACCUUCACCAAUGCCCGAGAAUUCCGUAUUAAACAAAUCACUUCAAUCCACCCAUCUUCAUGACGGUGCCGACAAGAAGUUAGCAACUGGAAACCAGGGCUUGGUAAGCAGUACUGCAAGUACUGGAUCAGUGAAUGGAAACAGCAACAACAGCAACAAUAACAAUAUUUUACCACCAUCGUCGGUUGGCGUUGACCUUAACAAACAAACUCAUUCCAACAACGAUUCUUUAGCAAAUGGAAUUAAUAAUAAUAACAAUACAACAACAUCGGCAGCACCACCAGCACUGUUGCCAACACAGAGCUCUGACUGGCAACCCGACGAAAACAGUGAAUUCGAAAUUGAGCAAGUUGAAACAGGUAGCAGCUCCUACGUCAACUACGAAAGCAGCGAAGAGGAAAUUACAAAUUCCGAACACGAAUCAUCUGACGAUAAAAAGAGAAAAAAGAAAUCAAAAAACAAUUUCCAAAAUGAAGCUGAAGUCAUAUGA